This is a messenger RNA of Lotus japonicus, 310 nucleotides long. RefSeq names its product chromatin structure-remodeling complex protein BSH-like. Gene Ontology annotation, biological process: chromatin remodeling; regulation of transcription by RNA polymerase II. The record is from RefSeq and is a predicted model, not a curated record. NCBI's taxonomy places the organism in Eukaryota, Viridiplantae, Streptophyta, Magnoliopsida, Fabales, Fabaceae. Bases 41 to 310 code for a protein of 89 amino acids. Gene Ontology annotation, molecular function: transcription coregulator activity. The transcript is spliced from 3 exons. Gene Ontology annotation, cellular component: nucleus; nuclear chromosome.
UGUUGCUUUUUUGUGCAUGUGAGAAUCUACUGUUGAGUUUAUGUAUGUUGGGCUUGUGUUAUAUCAGUCACAGCUAGCUGAAUUUCGGUCGUAUGAAGGCCGGGAUAUGUAUGCUGGAGAGAAAAUUAUUCCCGUCAAGCUUGAUCUUUGUGUAAAUCAUAUGCUGGUGAAGGACCAGUUUCUAUGGGACUUGAACAACUUUGAGAGUGAUCUUGAAGAGUUAGCUAGAAUCUUCUGCAAAGACAUGGGUAUUGAGGAUCCUGAAGUUGGGGUAAGUAUAUCUAACUAUAUCACUAAUAAUAAAUUAUGA